AUGAGAAAUUCUUCAGAAACACCUUCUCCAUCCUCAUACAAAGCCAGAUCCAAAAAGCCCCUACUUCGAAGCUCCAAAGCUCUAUUCAAAGAUCCCAUCGAUGAACUAAGCACCAAGACUCCAGAGAAACUCCCUCAGCGCACUCGCAACCGCGGCGUUGCGCUUUCUUUAUCGGAUAUUAGAAAAGUCACUAAGGGUCUUCAUGAUCAGAAACAGCCCCAUGAAACGAUGCCGUCUAAGGGGAGAACCGCUAGAAGGCUAAUCUCACCGGCUUCCCCGCGAAAGAGCAGUAAAUCAGCUGAUGGUUUAUUCAAGCUUCCUGAAAAAUAUGAAAAUUUGGGCGAGUUUUUUGAUAGCUUGGAUAGUUCGAUUCGGUUGUUGCGAUUGAAAGGGGCGAUGACUUCGUUCACUAAUAUCAGGCCAAAGAUUGAAACUUUAACUGAUCGGAGGUUUACAUAUGGUCAUUUGGCGCAGUUGAAGUUUAUCUUACCUGAGGCAAUUGCUAUUAAGAAGUUAUUGGUAUUUGAUGAAAGAACUAGUUGUAUGAAGCCGGAUCUUCAUGUUGCUAUAAACCCUGAUGCAGUAGAGUUUGAUGCUAAGCUGUUAUCUGAAUCUGGGACUAUGUCUCUGAGGAAGUUAUUUCGUGUACGGCUCAAAGAUUUUUGGGAAUCUCAUCCAAAGGGUGAUGAAAUUCCAGAGGAAAUACUGCCUGAGCCAUUCAGUCGCCCAAAGCAAGAUCCUCCUUUACACAUCUUCAAAACUCCAUUAACAUUCUCUGCAGUGAAAUUGUCAACUAGUGACAAUGCAGUUAAUACAGACCCUGAUGUCUCAUUGCCAAAUGAUACAUCAUUUGAAACUCUUAACCAGCAGCCAGCACUUGCCUCUCAUAUGCCUCAAUCUUUCAGAAGACGGUUUUCUCAGAGAGUGAAGGAAAGUGUACACCCAAAGUUACCAUCAGAUUCCUUCCAACCUUCGGCUGUCACAUCUACAGAGUCAAGCUUGAAGAUAAAUUCCGCAUCCGGUGUCUCUUUAUCCCAUCAGAAGACAUCCCCAUCUGAGCUUAUUUCAGAAGCACCCAGCAGUGAAGCUUGUCCUACACCAUCCAUUGCUAUCCCAGCUACACCUAGUAAAACCAUCGAGGGUACAGAUAGUAAAACCAUUGAGGGUACGGAUGGCAAAGGUGAAUCUGUCAAAAGUGUUGAAGCUAUGUCAACCCCAUUAAGAUGUCUGUCAACUCCAAUCAGGCUGAUGUCAGCCACUCCUGCGUUGAAGCCACCUAAAAGGUGUUUAAUGACCCCGGAAAACAACUCUACAAGCUCACCAGACAAGUUGGUUAAGCGCCCACCUCGAUCAAGGUCAUUGAAAUUUGACACUCCAGUGAAAAAUGAAAAUGAUGCUAGCAGUUUGUCAACUGUUGAUGACAUUUUUGAUAUCCUACCAGAUACUCUUCUCCAUUCGAUUAGGGAAAAAGAAAUAAUGGCAAUAGAGGAACGGGAUCCAGCUAUUUCACAAGCUAAGAAGCGCAAGAAAAUUAUUGCCAGUCUUCCCAAGCUCUUCAACAUGAUUCACAUGAUGUUUCAAUCGAGAAACCGGUCUGUAAUCACAAAAGAUGAGCUGAUAAACACGUUAAUCUCAAGCCACUCUGAUAUUGUUGAUAGAAGAGAAGUUGAAGAACAGUUCCAUCUGUUGUUAGAAUUAGUUCCUGAAUGGAUUUCUGAGAGGUUGGCUUCUAGUGGAACUAUGCUGCUAGUCUCUGUGAAUAAAAUGUUGAGCCCUGAAUCAAUAAGAGCAUCACUUGAAGAAGCAAAAUGA
Molecule: messenger RNA, 1812 nt
Organism: Vicia faba (fava bean)
Lineage: Eukaryota; Viridiplantae; Streptophyta; Magnoliopsida; Fabales; Fabaceae
Source: the annotation of a GenBank genome assembly